AUGGCGGAGGCGGAAGGGGAGAGCCUGGAGUCCUGGCUGAAUAAGGCCACCAAUCCUUCCAACCGCCAGGAGGACUGGGAAUACAUAAUUGGCUUCUGUGAUCAGAUCAACAAAGAGCUUGAAGGGCCACAGAUCGCUGUCCGAUUGCUGGCCCACAAGAUCCAGUCUCCGCAGGAAUGGGAGGCGGUCCAGGCCCUGACGGUGCUGGAGGCGUGCAUGAAGAACUGUGGGAGGAGGUUUCAUAAUGAAGUGGGAAAGUUCCGGUUUUUGAAUGAAUUAAUCAAAGUCGUCUCUCCGAAGUAUCUGGGGGACAGGGUGUCUGAGAAAGUGAAGACCAAGGUUAUCGAGCUGCUUUACAGCUGGACAUUGGCCCUGCCAGAAGAAACCAAGAUCAAGGAUGCUUACCACAUGUUGAAGAGACAGGGCAUCGUGCAGUCCGACCCACUGGUCCCUGUGGACAGGACACUGAUCCCCUCUCCGCCACCUCGUCCCAAGAAUCCCGUUUUUGACGAUGAGGAGAAAUCUAAGCUUUUAGCCAAGUUGUUGAAAAGCAAAAACCCGGAUGAUCUACAAGAGGCCAACAAGCUCAUCAAGUCCAUGGUGAAGGAAGAUGAGGCGCGGAUCCAGAAGGUGACCAAGCGUCUGCACACUUUAGAGGAGGUUAAUAACAACGUAAAGCUGCUCAAUGAGAUGCUGCUUCAUUACAGCAAAGAGGGUUCUUCGGAGGCAGAUAAAGAGCUCAUGAAGGAGCUGUUUGAUCGGUGUGAGAAUAAGAGGCGGACAUUAUUCAAACUAGCCAGUGAGACAGAGGACAAUGACAAUAGUUUGGGGGACAUCCUCCAGGCCAGUGACAACCUCUCCCGGGUCAUCAACUCUUACAAAACAAUUGUUGAAGGACAGGUUAUCAACGGUGAAGUAGCCACAUCAGCCAUGCCAGACGCUGAAGGAAACCUCUCUAGGAACCAAGGCACUCUCAUCGACCUUGCUGAGUUGGACACACCAAGCAGCUCAUCCUCGGUGUUGGCCCCAGCCCCUGCCCCACCGUCCUCUGGCAUCCCUAUUCUCCCCCCACCCCCCCAGACCUCAGGACCUGGACGCAGCCGCUCAUCCAGCCAGGCUGAGGCCCCCCCGGGACCCAGCAGCACAAGCAACGCUGUCUGCCUGCUGGACGAGGAGCUGCUCUGCUUGGGCCUCGCCGACCCAGCCCCCACUGCUCCUCCCAGAGAGCCAGCUGCAAACAGCCAGUGGCCCCUGUUCCAGAACGAGCAGUCGGACCUGGACUUCUGCAGCCCCAAGCCUGGGAGUGCUGCCUGCAGCCCCUCAGACGGGCCUCUUGUCCCGCCCUCAGCACCCUCUGCAGGCAGCUCCCAGGCCCCGCUGCCUUCUCCCUUCCCAGCUCCUGUGGUUCCAGCCAGUGUGCCUGCACCCAAAGCAGGCUCCUUCUUGUUCCCGACUGGACUGGCCCCAGCCCCAGCCCCAGCCCCAGCCCCAGCGACCGAGUCCACAGCCCUUGGGUACCAUGGCUCGGCUUCGGGCGAUAGCACCCUACCGCAGCUGGAUGCCCUCGAUCAUCUUCUUGAAGAGACCAGAGUGACCUCAGGCCUCAUGAAACCCGUCUCUUCCAUCUUCUUCCCUGGGGCCACCACAUCCCCUCUGAUCCCCACCAGCACCACUGCUAGGCCUCUCCUCCCCUUCUCCCCAGGGCCUGGCAGCCCUCUCUUCCAGCCGCCUGCCUUCCAGUCCCAGGGCAGCCCCUUGAAGGGGCCAGAGCUCUCCCUGGCCAGUGUCCACGUCCCCCUGGAAUCUAUCAAACCUAGCGGCGCCCUCCCUGUGACGGCCUAUGAUAAAAACGGCUUCCGCAUCCUCUUCCACUUUGCCAAGGAGUGUCCGCCUGGCCGGCCUGACGUGCUGGUGGUGGUGGUGUCCAUGCUGAACACAGCUCCCUUGCCUAUCAAGAGCAUCGUGCUGCAGGCCGCAGUGCCAAAGUCGAUGAAGGUGAAGUUACAGCCACCCUCUGGGACAGAGCUGUCUCCAUUUAGCCCCAUCCAGCCACCCGCAGCCAUCACCCAGGUCAUGCUGCUGGCCAACCCGCUGAAGGAGAAGGCGAGGCUUCGGUAUAGGCUGACCUUUGCCCUGGGAGAGCAGCUGAGCACAGAGGUGGGCGAGGUGGACCAGUUCCCUCCCGUGGAGCAGUGGGGUAACCUAUGACCCCAGAGGACUCCAUGUCACCACAGUGAAGCCCGGGCAGGCUGCCACGAGACAGGAGGGCUCCCUGGUCCAGUCAUCCUCCACGUCCUGACUGCAGUGCUUGGAGCUUGGAUAUGGAACAGGGGCUAUGGGCAUCACUGCUGGGAGCUGAGCUCUGCUGUGAUGCUCCCUUGGCCCCCUAAAAGGACCUGAUUUUUGUCUACCUGUGUGACUU
Odobenus rosmarus divergens (Pacific walrus) is the source of this 2422-nucleotide messenger RNA. RefSeq names its product golgi-associated, gamma adaptin ear containing, ARF binding protein 3 (gene GGA3). The transcript is spliced from 17 exons. Gene Ontology annotation, molecular function: phosphatidylinositol binding; small GTPase binding; ubiquitin binding. Bases 1 to 2208 code for a protein of 735 amino acids. Gene Ontology annotation, cellular component: trans-Golgi network. Gene Ontology annotation, biological process: vesicle-mediated transport; intracellular protein transport. The record is from RefSeq and is a predicted model, not a curated record. NCBI's taxonomy places the organism in Eukaryota, Metazoa, Chordata, Mammalia, Carnivora, Odobenidae.